Messenger RNA from Drosophila rhopaloa, 3711 nucleotides. RefSeq names its product interaptin. The transcript has 3 exons. NCBI's taxonomy places the organism in Eukaryota, Metazoa, Arthropoda, Insecta, Diptera, Drosophilidae. The record is from RefSeq and is a predicted model, not a curated record. The coding region runs from base 1 to 3711 and encodes 1236 amino acids.
AUGUACCGCAGCAAACGUGACGAAAAUGAAACCAAAGGUGAGUUCCAUGGAUCCGACCGCCAAGAUGUGUUCAUUCAACAAUGCGAGUGUCAUGCACAGGUAUCGAUUGCGUCACUACUACCAUUGCUAUCUGCAAUUGCGACGGUGGAGUCCCAACACACUCGUGGCUUCGGAAGUCUUUCUAAUCAAAUGCGUGCACCUCUGGGGAACGAAAAGUGCGAAGACUAUAGCGAUAUUUCCACGUGGAUGGAUGAGCACGUGAAGCUCCAUGCUCAGUGGAGCAACUUUAAGGCAGAACUGGAUACGCUUUUAAUCCCACUCAAUGUAACAACUUCUCUUAAGAAGUGCUGGUUCUAUGAAGAAACCACCUUGCAAUCAAUCAUUGAAAACGUCAACGCAAUCGAUCAAAGCAGUGGAAUCCAAAAAGAGCAGAUUAAGUACAGCGCAGAUAUGGAAACGGAUCUAGAAAAUAUUUUAUCCAAUAUCAACAAACCUGUGGUUAAAGGCUUUAAAAAUUGUUGUAAAAACUUGCGAGAUUCAAUCAAAAAUCUCAAAGAUGAUCUGAAGACAAGUGUGCAGGAUCUUUCAAGAAAAUUAAAUGAUUCAGAAAAUUCCAGGGAGAAAGAGGAGCUCCACAAUAAUCUUAAAGACUUUGAGGAUCAAAUAAAAGACCUUAAGGCACGGUUGCAUACGUUGCAAAAUAAAGUGGGUGAAUUUGAAGCAAACACCAAAUGUUGUGCAGAAAUAGAGAGACAAAUUCAGGAUUUAGACAUUAUACUAAAAACGAGAAAAAGCGAAGCAGAUGUCCAGAAUCAAGAGUUAUACAAUAAGAUAAAAGAGUUUAAGGAUAAGCAACGGACUCAAGAUGACCUAACAAGUGCCUUAAAAUUAACUAUAAGAGACCGUGGCGAAAAUAUUAAAAAUAUAAUUGACAAGUGCGAAAAACAUUGUGGAAAUGAAAAUCUUUCCGACGACACGCAAUUCGAAAAAGGAGAAUUACUUGAGUUGGAAAUGAAAAUCGAAAACUUAGAGAGGCUCGUCGAAAAACUUUCCAACAAGUUAAGCGAAUUGGACACUUUAGAACCAACAACUAAUUUAAAUGCAUCACUGCAUGCGUGCCUGAAAAAUGGCGAAAACCUAUCCAAAAUUCAAUAUGAACUCCAGGAAUUGAUAAAAACUCAAAGUUGUUCAAAGGCAUCGUCAGAUGCCCCCAAAACUGCAGUUCAAUGGCCUGCCAUAGGUAUGGUUAGAAGAAAUGCAAUAUGUAUCUCCGAUGAAAACCUUGAAUAUAACAUUAAAGAACUUCAAAAGGAAGUUCUUCCCCUGAGGGAAGAGCUGAACUAUUUUACGAAGUGCUGUCAGAAAAUUUAUGAACUUGGCGCGCAAGCCGAUCAUUUAAAAAACACUCAAUGGAAAAUGAACCAAACCUACAAUGAGCACAUUAAAUCUCACGAAAAUCAAUUUAAGCACAUUAAAGAGGGUCUGUACAAAGCACUCAUGAGAUUCAGUGACAUCAAUCAAUCAAAUAUUAAUGAAGGUCUUGAACAGCAGCUUAACAACCUCGACAAUAAGUUAAACAAAGUCAAUUUAAAUUUGGAAAUAAUAAAAGAAAGACAAGGUGAGAUUUCAAAGCUUAUAAAGAAUACUAAAUAUGCAGAAACUUUGCCAAAUGAGAUGGCAAUGCUUAGAAGCAAUUUCGACGAAUUUAAACAAAAAGUUGACACUCUGCUAAAGGAUAUUAAAGAAAAUAAGUUAAGGGAAUUAUUAGUUAAUAAAAAGGAUCGCGAGAAACAACUAGAUACACUUAACGUUAUCGUUCGCCAGGAUCUGGAUAAACUAAAACAAAAACUUCUCCAUUAUGACGAUUUAGAAAAGAGGAUCAAAGAAAAAAUAGUUCAACUGAAAACCCCAACGAAUCUAAUGCUUGGAUGCCAUAAAAAGUGCAAGGGGACCAGCAAAAUAAACGACCUUAUUGAUCAAAUUGAGGACGCGGAGAAGCUAGUUAAGGCAAAGGGAUCUUCUUGGUCGAAACUAAAGCCAAUUUCGAAAUCAAUCCCAAAAUCGAAACCGACUCAGAAACCAAAACCGAAACCGACUCGAAAAAAACGAACAUCAAAAUCUGAUGUUAAAAUUGGAGACCGGCGACACAGGUCCGUGUACCGCAGCAAACGUGACGAAAAUGAAACCAAAGGUGAGUUCCAUGGAUCCGACCGCCAAGAUGUGUUCAUUCAACAAUGCGAAUGUCAUGCACAGGUAUCGAUUGCGUCACUACUACCUUUGCUAUCUGCAAUUGCGACGGUGGAGUCCCAACACACUCGUGGCUACGGAAGUCUUUCUAAUCAAAUGCGUGCACCUCUGGGGAACGAAAAGUGCGGAGACUACAACGACAUUUCCACGUGGAUGGAUGGGCACGUGAAGCUUCAUGCUCAGUGGAGGAAGUUUAAGGCAGAACUGGAUACGCUUCUAAUCUUCCUCAAUGGAACAACUUCUCUAAAUAAGUGCUGCUUAUUUGAAGAAACCAACUUGAAAUUAGUAAUCGAAAAUAUCAACGCAAUCGAUCAAGACAGCGGAAACCAAGAAGGGCAGCUGAAAUACAGCGGAGAUCUGGGGACGGAUCUGGAAAAUAUUUUACUGAAGAUCAAGGAAGCCGUGGCUCAGGGCUUCAAAAGUUGUUGUGAUAACCUCCAAGAUGUAGUCAAAAAUCUCAAAGAUAAACUUGAAGAAAAAUUGCAGGAUCUGACAGGAAAUUCAAAUGAAGUGAACCCCAAAAUUUCCAGGGAGAAAGACGAGCUGCAGAAUAAACUAAAUGACCUUAAGGAUAAAAUAAAAGACCUUAAAGAACGCUUGGAAACUUUGGAAACAAGUGAAUUGCUAAAUGAAAGAACUCAAUCCUGCUUUGAAGCAGGGGGUUCUAGAACUUUUGCGAUUUAUAAUGAUAAGUCAAUAAGCAAUUCAAACUGUACUUUUGAUAAAAAAUUGCAAGAUCGCAUUAGAGAACUGGAACAAGAGGAGGAAAGUCUGCGUGAAGAGCUGAAGAAGCCUCCAAAGUGUUGCCAGAAAAUUGAUGAAUUAAGCCUGGAAACUAAUCAAUUACAAUCUAUGCUUAAAGAAAUGAACCGAUCCUAUAAUGAUACCCUUAAAGAAUACGAAAAUCAAUUUAAGGACAUAGAAGAGAGCACAAACGAAUCUGUCAAGAAGAUGGGCGACAUAAAUAAAACGAAAAAUAAUGAAAGUCUUCAGGAGAAAAUAAAGAACCUCACUAAAGAGCUAGACAAAGCUAAUAUUACCUUGGAAACUCUAAAAGACAAGCAAAGUGAUUUGUUUAAUAGCAAUAAUAGCUCCAACAAUGCAACAAACAUGCUUGUUGAGUUGGCGAGUCUGAAAAGGGAUUUCAAUGAGUUCCGAGAUAAUGUUGACAGGCAGUUAAAGGACAUCGAGGGCCAACAGCUUUUCAGCCUAUCAGCUGAUGCCAAAGACUCCUUGCAAUUACUGGAGAAUUUUAACAAUGAUAUAAGCAGGGAUAUGGAUAAAAUUAAAAAAAAUCUCCUCGACCGUGAUUCACUGGCUAAGCAAACUCAAGAUCAAAUAGCAGAACUAAAAAAUCAAGCUGAUAUUAUGCUUGAGUGCCAAAAAAGGUGUACGAAAAUAAACAAAAUGAAUGAUUUUAUAGAUCGAAUCGAGGACAUGGAGAAUCUUGUUAAAAACUUAUAA